Molecule: messenger RNA, 1179 nt
Organism: Laccaria bicolor S238N-H82
Lineage: Eukaryota; Fungi; Basidiomycota; Agaricomycetes; Agaricales; Hydnangiaceae
Exons: 9
Coding region: 1-1179 (392 amino acids)
Cellular component (GO): methionyl glutamyl tRNA synthetase complex
Molecular function (GO): tRNA binding
Source: RefSeq, a predicted model, not a curated record
AUGUCUUUCCAAACGUCUGUAGCAAAAUUGUCUGCACCAGUCGGUGACUUGGUGCUUGCUGUGACGCGAAAUGGACAGGAAUUACUCGGGGAGUCCGAGAGCGACCAGGCGGAAGUUAUUAACUGGAUCGAGAGGUCAAGUCAAGAGGAUCUGACAAAGGAGAGCAAUCUCAAAGACCUCGAUACCCUGCUCAUCCCAAAGACGUACAUCGCCUCCAAUUAUCUGACGGCUGCAGAUGUAGCACUUUAUGGAUCUCUUCAUCCAGUAGUUUCUAAGCUGCCGACCUCACAACACUUUACGCAUCCCUCAGUCACAAGAUAUUUUGACCACAUACAAUCAUACCCCCCUGUCAGAGCUUCAGCAGACAUCCUCGGCGCAUUCGAAUUUGUUUCAUUUGAUUUAGAGAAUACACCCAAAGUGGAACGGAAGACGGAACCACUGAAGAAGAAAGGGAAAUCGGCUGCCGCAACGCCAGUUUCUGGAUCUGGAGUUGCUACGCCGACAGCCAAUACAGAAGUCGAAACUGCUCCUGUCGCACAAAAGGACCAGAAGAAAGAGAAGAAGGAAAAGAAGAAGGGCGGAGGUGACGAAGGGAACAAGAAAGCCGGGGGUUCAAAAGCCACUCCUCCCGCUGCUGACGAGGGAGAACCUGUCCCAUCUAUGAUUGACCUUCGUGUCGGUCAUAUUGUUGACGUCAUCAAGCACCCUGACGCGGAUGGUCUUUACGUCGAGCAAAUCGAUCUUGGAGAGGAGACGGGUCCACGAACUGUCGUCUCUGGAUUGGUCAACUACAUUCCCAUUGAUCAAAUGCGGGACAAGUACCUCGUCGCUGUUUGCAACCUUAAGCCCGCCAACAUGCGUGGCGUGAAGAGUUUCGCGAUGGUGCUUUGUGCAACGUCAAAAGAGGGCAAGGAUGGAGGGAUUGAACUCAUCCAGCCACCAGCGAAUUCCAAACCAGGAGACAGGGUAUACUUUGAAGGGGAAGAUUACGAAGACACGACGCCUUUGGCUCAACUCAACCCAAAAAAGAAGAUCUUCGAAGCGAUCCAGCCUGGCUUCAUUACACUUGACUCGAGGGAGGCUGCAUGGGUCAAUCCAUCGACGAAGAGCGUGCAUAGGAUCCGUACUAAAGAUGGUGUAUGUAUUGCCCCAACUCUAGUUGGAGCUUCUCUAUCAUAG